Molecule: messenger RNA, 596 nt
Organism: Styela clava
Lineage: Eukaryota; Metazoa; Chordata; Ascidiacea; Stolidobranchia; Styelidae
Source: RefSeq, a predicted model, not a curated record
UCCGAAAAAUGGGUGGCUUCGUGCUGAAACUGUUUAUUAAAUUUACCUGGCUUAAAAGGUCAUCGUGAAGGCUCUAGUUUAGGCAAUCAUUACCUUCCUGGCAUACCACGACGUGAGCUUGGAGUAAGAACGCCAGGAUGGGAAUCUUACGUAAAGGCAUCUUGCAGCUGCAGCAAAUUUUUCAUGCAAACAGACGUGGUAUUAGUGAAUACGCGAAGAAGUAUGGACAACGCAUUGGAGACCAGGAAUUAAAACCCAGAUUGCACCCGGUUUCUCUCACAGUUCAAUUUGGUAUUGGCGCUCUACUGCUAAAGCAUGUUGUUGAUGAUCGAAAAGAGCAUUACAAAGUGUUCACAGAAAAUUAUGAAGAGGGCAGGGAGUAUUUGAAAAAUACAGAUUCUCUUAACAGAUUCCUAUAUAAGCGCUACCCAGAAGUUGACAAAUUUCUUGAAAACAAAGUGGGAAAUAUUGAUUUCUAUGAACCAACCAACAAAGAGAUUUUCAUCAGAAAAGACGUCAAAAUUACAAACGUUAAAGAUCCAUGAUAGACCCUAUGUUUAGUUUUAUAGUUCAGAAUAAAUCUUUGCUCCAUGUAA